ACUGACGGACCGACGAGACAGCCUUAUGCUCUCUGGUUUCGCUAGCCUGCGAAUUGCACGAUUUUUUUAUAAGCAGUAUUGUCAUUCUCAUCGAAAUCGAAACAACAACAGGCAAUCCCGCGGCGGCACAAAAAACAAUAAACCAGCGUGCGGAAGAGAGAGAGAGCAACGCGCGCGGGUGACGGUCUGAUAUAAGAAACAUUUUCUGUGAUUUUUGAGUGUGUCGUCUUGUUUUGAGUGCUUCCGAUUCGCAAUUCGCCUCACAAGUUCGCCUUUGCUUGGGUUUUUUAUAGCAACUAGCGGGGCACCCGAGUCGCGGAAAUAAAGCAAAGCGCCCAAAAGGCAGAAAUGUCGGGGGAAUUUGCAUAAUUUUCGGGUCGCCUCAGCCGAAAGUUGUAUAAGUUGGCACAAAGUACAACCAGGAGGAACCAAUGGCUGGGGCAUGCAUCUGCUGCAGCACAGCCACAACAUCCAGCACCACAUCCUCCGCCACCACCACCACCCCAGCCGAAUGCCCAUCCGACAGCAGAUCCCAAAAUAUAUAAAAAAUGUCUAGUGCCCACUACCAGGCACUCGAGCCGCAGACAUCCGACGAGGAUAACGAGGACAUCGAACGGAGGAGCCACCAUCCGCGUUGCACGGCCACUGCCAGCGCCCCAAGCUCCAUGGUGCGGAAGGGGGGAGUGGGGCGGCGUCGCUGCCUCCUGCCCCUGGUGGGCGGGGCCCUGUGCUUCAUCGCCUUCUGCUACCUCACCCUCAGCGGGGAAACCCGAAGCGCCCUGGGACUGGGCGGCAGUACCGAGGACUCGGAGGAAGAAUCGCACCACGGAUUAGGUAAGCAGCAGGUCCAGUUAAUGGAAACCCAACCCGCAGAUUUUGACGCUUCAAGACUUCAAGAAUUUGUGGAGAAUUAUGAAGGGAACACUACAGAGAUUACUCAAGAAACCGAGCUCUAUGAAUCCGAGUUUAAGAUAGAACUGCCAAAAGUCAAGAAGAAAUUCCGAAGAAGGCAUCGUUUUAAUUCAAAACUCCAUAGUAUACACUUCCGGCCACUCAACGAAAGCCUGCACAUUUGCAGCGAAAAUCUUGAGGAUCAUCGGCAAUUCUUGCAGGAUAAGCCACGAUCUGACUAUGGACAAUUGCCCGUGAUAUAUUUCGUUACUCCCACGUAUCCACGGCGGGAGCAAAUUCCGGAACUAACCCGACUGGCGCACACCCUCCUCCAUAUUCCUCGAUUGCACUGGCUGGUAGCUGAUGAUCAGGAGAAAUGCAACAACUUCAUCGACACCCUGCUCAAUCGAUUCGGUAUUCCCUUUACCCACUUGAUGAGCCCGAUGCCGAGCAAGUUCCGGAAUGAAAAGCCCGCCCCACGAGGCGUGGCGAAUCGAAGGGCAGCUUUACAGUAUCUGCGACAGCACAAUCUCACCAAUGGAGUUCUAUAUUUUGGAGACGAUGACAAUACCUACGACUUGCAGUUGUUUUCGGAAAUCCGGAACACGCAGCGGGUUUCAAUGUUCCCCGUCGGCCUGAUUGCCGAUUAUGGGGUCAGCGGACCAGUAGUUCGCAAAGGCAAAGUGGUGGCCUUCCUGGACUCCUGGGUUGCCGGUCGGCGCUGGCCCGUUGACAUGGCUGGCUUCGCCGUGAACUUGGAGUACAUGGCGCAGUAUCCCUAUGUAAAUAUGCCAUACAAGCCCGGUUACGAGGAAGAUCUAUUUCUGCGCAGCAUUGGCCUGAAAAUGGAUAUGAUCGAGCCGCGGGGCAACAACUGCACUGACAUUCUCGUCUGGCACACCCAGACAAAGUCCAAGAAACUUGGCAUGAUUCGCUUAGAAAGCAAAUACUUGGACGAUCGCUCUAAUCUGGGCGCCCUGCUUCUCAACCUUAAACUGAUGGGCGUGGCCAGUACAACGGAAAAUGAAGGACGCAAUGCACUGAUCAGCAAGAAUGGAAAGGAGAAACCGCACUCCAUUAUUCUUAGCUGAGUCCCAAAGUUCCAGCAUCCGGAAGAGAGCCAGAAUAAUACUCAUAGAUUUAUUGAUCUAAAUAUGUAAUGUUUUAAGUAACAAACCAAAUCUCAAAUCAACUGUUUCCUGCGUCCCGUGUAGUUUUCCAGUUUAAGUUAUCAGUCAUUUUCGUUUGCACAAUAUCUUGUUCUAUUUAUUUUUACGAUUUGCGUAGGUGCUGUCUCUCUGCUUUAGGUUCUCAUCAUAACGUACUGUUAAUAAAAAUUAUGAACGUAUUGUUAAUUAGUUAUAGAUAAGUUCGUUUAUGAUAGCGUGAUAGGAAACACAGGGAUGGCCACAAAGAUAAGAUCAGGACUUAUUAAAAUAUAUCAUUAUUGCUAUCAGUAGGUUGUAAAGGCAGAGAAAAUGUCCUUAAUUUUUUUCAUAUUUUACAUACUAAUUUGCUAAGCAGAACAAAGGCUUUUAUAUUUAAGCUAAAAGACCAAGUUUUUAGGAAGCUUGUUACUGUUGUUAUUCGCCUCAUCGACUUUCAGCAUUAAACACAUAUCAUUAAGCUUGGGACACUUUAAUUAAGCAUUACAUAAGUUUUCGAAAUCCCCUAACAGCCAACGGUUUAGGAAUGGGCAAUAAAUCUGAAUGAGCUAUGAAAUUUUUACUAGAAACUUAAUGUGUAACGUGUAAAUCAGUCAGCCAUAGUGUGAAAACAAUAAAUGGAAGUUUAAAAACCAACUGCAAA
This is a messenger RNA of Drosophila ficusphila, 2700 nucleotides long. Its product is annotated as galactosylgalactosylxylosylprotein 3-beta-glucuronosyltransferase S. The record is from RefSeq and is a predicted model, not a curated record. Gene Ontology annotation, molecular function: galactosylgalactosylxylosylprotein 3-beta-glucuronosyltransferase activity. The transcript has 5 exons. Gene Ontology annotation, biological process: carbohydrate metabolic process; chondroitin sulfate proteoglycan biosynthetic process. Gene Ontology annotation, cellular component: Golgi membrane. Lineage: Eukaryota; Metazoa; Arthropoda; Insecta; Diptera; Drosophilidae. The coding region runs from base 549 to 1982 and encodes 477 amino acids.